AUGUCAAACCCUACCAUUCUCAUUGUCGGCACCACCGACACCAAGCUCGAUGAAAUCCUCUAUCUGCGCGCCCAGAUUCUUGCCCAAGGGGCUUACUAUCAAACCAAGAUUCUGGACAUAAGCCAUACCCCAGCCAAGUCUCCAGCGUUGGGCGACAUCCCCUCAGCUGAGAUCGUCUCACCCCUCCUUGAUCAGAGCUCGGCUUUGAAGACACUGCCGCGGGGCGAGUACAUUGACAAGGCUAUUGAGAUAUGUCUGCCAGAUGUCCAGGACUUGGUCUCCAAGUCCCAGAUCCAGGGAAUUGUGUCCGCCGGUGGGAGCAGUGCGUCCUCGCUGGCCACAGCGUUAAUGCGCAAAGCAUGUCCCGUCGGCUUCCCCAAACUCAUGGUAUCGACAAUGGCCAGUGGGGAUAUCAAGCACUACAUCGAAGAGACAGACAUCACCAUGAUGUAUAGUGUGGUCGAUAUUGCGGGCGUCAACUCCAUUCUCAAGCGGAUCUUGUCCAACGCGGCUGCGGCAAUUGCUGCCAUGACUUUGUCUUAUUCAAAGUCUCUGCUUGACCCCUCGAAGUCCGAGGUGAAAGACAAACGGAUCGCCAUCACCAUGUUUGGGAACACUACCCCCUGCGUCGACCAGGUCCGUCGCAUCUUAACAUCCACUCCACAUGACGUGUCUGAGUAUGAGAUCUAUGUCUUCCAUGCAACCGGUGCGGGCGGGCGUGCCAUGGAGCGACUUAUUGCCGAGCGACAGAUCGACGCUGUGAUCGAUCUGACCACCACCGAGAUUCCCGAUGAGCUAUUUGGCGGGGUGCUCUCUGCUGGUCCAGGCCGGUUGGAGGUGGCUGCCAAGAUGGGAAUUCCUCUGGUCGUCUCGGUCGGAGCAUGCGACAUGGUCAAUUUUGGACCCAGAGACGCGGUGCCGGAGAAAUGCAAGGAUCGGAAAUUGAUUGCACACAACCCGUCAGUGACACUGAUGCGGACGACGCCGGAAGAAAACAGACAGAUAGGACAGUUCAUCGCCUCCAAGCUUACCACUCACACCACCAAUCCAAGUGUGAUUCGGGUGCUUCUCCCCCUGGGUGGGGUCAGUAUGCUUGAUGCACCAGGCAAGCCGUUCCAUGACCCUGAUGCCGACAAUGCCUUGUUCGAAAGCAUUGAAGAGGGACUCGAGGGGUCGGGGAUCGAGAUUGAGAAGCAUCUACUGAAUAUCAACGACGAGCAAUUCGCAGGCCACGUCGCUUCUGCCAUCCUGGAAGUGAUGGGUGUCUCACCAAGGAAAUACAGGCUGGCGAACGCUCGCAGACGAAAAUGGAGUUUUGACCACGGUACCACCGUGAUGGCCGCCAGGAGGAAUAGUCUGAUUGAAAUCCCAGACGCGGUUUGA
Messenger RNA from Capronia epimyces CBS 606.96, 1383 nucleotides. RefSeq lists its product as uncharacterized. NCBI's taxonomy places the organism in Eukaryota, Fungi, Ascomycota, Eurotiomycetes, Chaetothyriales, Herpotrichiellaceae. The transcript has a single exon. Bases 1 to 1383 code for a protein of 460 amino acids. The record is from RefSeq and is a predicted model, not a curated record.